Periconia digitata is the source of this 2403-nucleotide messenger RNA. NCBI's taxonomy places the organism in Eukaryota, Fungi, Ascomycota, Dothideomycetes, Pleosporales, Periconiaceae. The record is from the annotation of a GenBank genome assembly.
ACAUUCAUGAAAUUUGUGCGUGAGACUACACAGGAUUUAAGACGAGCUGCCAACAAUGAAUUCUUGACGCAACCUGUACCACCUAGAUUUGUCUACGGGUACAUGCAGGUGGCUGGAACAUGCGCGUGUGCUUGCUGCCGUGGAUCAGAUCACGUGACUGUCUUAGUCAUCUCUUGGCAGCGCCGCUCAUACCGACAGCUUUGUUCUCCGCAGUCUUUCUCUUUCAACCACACCCUCGACACCUCGCAACUUUGUCCUUCUCACUUAACACAACCUCAAAGCGACACUGGGAUCAGGCGUCGCUCGCUACUCCUCAGCAUCGGUGACACGAAGACGCGCAGGCUUUUUACACGCUUACAUCAAGCAAUCACCCUCGUACACGCCACCAUGUCGUCUUCGGUGUUCUACAGAUUCAAAAACUCCAAGGAGCCGUCACGAAUCGUUUUCGAUGGCACUGAUAUUUCAGUGUUCGAGCUGAAGCGCGAGAUCAUCAUUACCUGCGGACUCGGCGACGGCCUCGACUUUGACUUUCACAUAUACCCGGAAGACCAACCCACAACCGAAUACGACGAUGACACUACCUUGAUCUCACGCUCGAGUACUGUGAUAUGCGUACGUAGGCCAGCUGCUCGCGGCCAUGGCCGCGCAGCCCGCUAUAUCUCUGGACGCGCCCCUGUCCGAGCAAUCAAGAAAGCAAACAAACCCGCCGGCGCCGGGUCUGGAGAAGCCCCCAAUGAACUGGAUGCGGAAGCUGCCUUCUUAGCUGAAUCUGCUCAAGUUUGGGACCAGCAGAAAGCAAAUCUAUCCACCGCUAAAAACGCUCGCCGGCAACCCAUCCGCAAACCCAACGCCACCCCCGAUAACAUACCGAUAGGGUACGUCUGCUAUCGCUGCAACAAGAAAGGACACUGGAUCCAAGAUUGCCCUACCAACAACGACCCCGAUUUCAAACCAACGGCCCGAGCCAAGCGGACGACCGGCAUCCCGCGGUCUUUCUUGAAAACGGUUGAAAAGCCCGCGGACGAUGAAGAUGCCCGUGGUAUCAUGUUAAAUGCCGACGGUGAAUACGUGCAAGUUCUGACGGACACAAAAGCAUGGGAGAAGUUUCAAGAGAAGGCAAUCGCAACUAAGGCGCAGGCUGCCGAUGUAGAUGCAGCUAACAAGGAAGCGAGGGAUCGAGGUCUUGAAUGCCCAAUCGACAAGCGCAUGUAUGUGGACCCCGUGAAGACGCCGUGCUGCGGCAAGACGUAUUGUCACGACUGCAUCGAGAAUGCCUUGGCAGAUGGAGAUUUGGUUUGUCCGAAUUGUUCACAGGACGGUGUCUUGAUUGAUGAUCUGGCGGCGGAUGAGGAUAUGGUGCAGAAGAUCAAGGAUUUUGAGGCAGAGAAAGCAAAGCAGAAGCUGGAGAAGGAGCAGCAGGCAAAGGAGGAAGUACAGGCGGCUGCAAAUCCCUCAUCUCCUUCUAAAAAUAAAGAAAACAGUUCUUUGCCCUCAAUCGAUGAAAAAGCCAAGGCUGGUGAGACCAGUCAAGCUGGUUCAAAAUCACCAAAGCCGAGUAACACGAGUGUUCCUCCUUCAUCUUCUGAUGUCAAUUCUCCCUUGACAAUUACAGCGAAGCCACUCUCUAGUCUUUCACCAGCUGUGGGCGGUAAUGGCUCAGAUACUGACACAUCCACAACGUCCAAGAAGCGUAAGGAGGCUCCGACAGAGAUCAAACCUCCCACCGCCCCCAAAGCCAUGCGACAGCAGAAGGAGCAACAAGAGCGCCAGGUUCAGGAUCAAUCCUCCGCUAUGGAGAAGGACUUCUUCCAAUCCAUGGAGGCACUCAAGCAGAUGCAAGAGACGCCUGGUGCCAACGCGCCACUAAACGCGGGUGCAAACAUGCCAAAUAAUCCUAUGAUGGGUAUGAUGCCGCAGAACAUGAACGGUAUGGCUGGUAUGAACGGAAUGAAUGGCAUGAAUGGCAUGAACGGAAUGAACGGGAUGAAUGGUAUGAACGGCAUGCACCCAAUGGCCAAUAUGAACGGCAUGAAUCAAGGAUACCCCGCUAUGAAUCAAUGGAACGGUUACAAUCAGGGCUUUGCACAGAACGGAAUGGGCUUCAACAACAUGAACCAAGGCUGGAACAACGGGUACAACGCUCAACAACAGAUGGGCUACGGCAUGAACAACAUGAAUGGUAUGAACAUGCGCGGUUCAUCCGGUUGGGGAUGGAAUCAGAACCAAGGCUUUCAGCAAGGAAAUGGCAAUAUGGGCUUCCAGAACGGUGGUGGACAAGGCAACUUUGUGAACCAGCAGCAGCCAGACCAGGAGGACGCAUACGAGCGCAAGCCAUUGAACCCACACCGCAGCCAAAAUAAGAAUCGCAAACAACGUGCCCCAGACUAUCAUUAUCUCGGAUAA